Molecule: messenger RNA, 1515 nt
Organism: Microthlaspi erraticum
Lineage: Eukaryota; Viridiplantae; Streptophyta; Magnoliopsida; Brassicales; Brassicaceae
Source: the annotation of a GenBank genome assembly
AUGCAUAGCGUAGAAUUUACCGGCGAUGACUUCGAUCAUCAGUUUCCAAGACCUUUGCAGAGGCAAAGAAGAAGGAUGGAACAUCAGGUUUUGUUUCUGAUUACCAUUUUUGCGAGUUUCGUUUUCUCCGGGAGAUGCAGCGAUGUUUACAGCAGGAACGAUUUCCCGGAAGGGUUCGUCUUCGGAUCCGCCAUUUCUGCUUAUCAGUGGGAAGGAGCUGCUGAUGAAGACGGAAGGACGCCUAGCGUCUGGGAUACCAAAUUUCACUCUACAAGUGGACCUGAUGGAUAUCACAAGUACAAGGAGGAUGUUAAGCUGGUUAAUGAUAUGGGUUUAGAUGCAUUUCGACUCUCCAUCUCGUGGUCUCGGCUUAUACCAGGUGGAAGAGGUCCUGUGAAUCCAAAGGGUUUAGAGUUCUACAAAAACUUUAUAGCUGAGCUCAAAAGACAUGGAAUUGAACCACAUGUUACAUUGUUUCACGAUGAUCUCCCUCAGAUUCUUCAAGAUGAAUAUGGAGGAUGGCUUGACCGCAGAAGCAUCGAUGACUUCACGGCUUUUGCAGACGUUUGCUUCAGGGAGUUUGGGGAAUCAGUGAAAUUCUGGUCUACAAUUAAUGAGCCCAACAUUAUAGCAUUGAUCGAUUAUGGAUCUCUUGUGAACUGUACUCCUCCAUUUGGGGUUGCAAACUGCUCUACAGAAAGCUCUUCAAGUGCGCCGUAUAUCGCACUCCAUAACAUGUUGCUUGCCCACGCAUCUGCCGCGAGAUUGUAUAAGACAAAGUAUAAGGAUAAGCAGAAUGGAUCUAUAGGUAUAACAUGUUUUGGAUUCUGGGUGAUUCCUUUUACUAGCUCUGAAGAGGACAAGAUUGCAACUCAGAGAGCCAAAGAUUUCUUAUUAGGCUGGGUUCUUCAUCCGCUCUUCUUCGGGGACUAUGCUGAUGCGAUGAAGAAAAUCGUGGGCAAAAGAUUGCCAAGUUUUUCUCAAGAGGAAUCAAAUCUUGUGAAAGACUCAUCCGAGUUCGUGGGAGUCAUACACUACCAAACAUUCUACAUUUCACAUUCAGAAACGAGGGAUUUGAUAAUCCCCACUGGGAAUUCUACAGCGGUCGAGCUUGAUGUGUUUCCGAGGGGUCUUGAAGAAGUUUUGGAAUACAUAAAGCAAGACUAUGGCAAUCCUCCGGUCUACAUUCUUGAAAACGGUCGACCUAGCCACCAAGAUUCAUCGCUUAACGACGUGGGAAGAGUUGAAUACCUUCGUGCUUAUAUCGGUGCCGUGCUCAAUGCAGUGAGGAAUGGGUCAGACACAAGAGGCUAUUUCCAAUGGUCGUUCAUGGAUCUGUUCGAGGUUAUCGAUGCCAAUUACACGUACGGUUUAUACCAUGUGAAUUUCAGCGAUCCUCAACGUAAAAGAACUCCAAAAACCUCAGCUCUUUGGUACUCUGCUUUUCUCAACGGCACACAACAAGAGCUUAAGAACCUCUCUCUAUCUCCCUCUCCUGGUUUUGCUUCUCAGUGA